This is a messenger RNA of Diutina rugosa, 1242 nucleotides long. RefSeq lists its product as uncharacterized. The record is from RefSeq and is a predicted model, not a curated record. NCBI's taxonomy places the organism in Eukaryota, Fungi, Ascomycota, Pichiomycetes, Serinales, Debaryomycetaceae. The coding region runs from base 1 to 1242 and encodes 413 amino acids. The transcript has a single exon.
AUGGACAACUGGUUGGCGAUGGAGACGACGCCUAAUCCGCCAAUCAAGGUGAAGCGCAAGCGCGGGCGCCCUCCUAAAGCGACCCUGCUCACCAACAAGAUCACCACCACCCUCAACAUCGCCAUCAACACCCCGCCGAUGCUGAAGAUUCCGCAGGCGGAAUCGAACUCGCAGAUGAUCGUCAAGCGCGGGUGCCCUGAUUUCUUCACCCCGUUGAUGAGGGUGCUGCCCACCCGGCCUAGAAAGCGCAACAAGCUGGUGACGACGCCGCUGCAAAUGCUGGCGCCGGCAUCGGCGAAGGCGCUCGCUACCAACUUGGCCUCCGCCACGCUGUCGCCAAUGCGCCCGACGCCGACUCGCCACUCGUACCCGACGCCAGCGCUGGCACCACCCGUCCACGAUAGCCUGCCGUUGUCGUGGGCGUUCACCCCUCGCCAGCCGCAAUCCCACACCUCGGGGCGCUACCCGCAGGCGCCGCCGCCGCCGCCUAACUUUGCGCCCCACUGGGACCUCAUGUCGCCGGCGUCGCUCCGUGACAACAAGGCCGAACAGUUUGGCGGCAGCUUGGACCCCCACCAGCCGCUGUACCCGUACAUGGUGCCGCCGCCAAUGUACACGUCGCUGAUGGAGCUGGAAGUGGUCCCGGCGCUGGCGCUGGCGCCGCCGCUGGUGGAGCGCGACCUUGGCGACGACGAGCCGGCGCCCAAGCGCCGCCGCCAGGUGUCGGCCGACCCGCAAACUCAGUCCUGCGACGGCGACGGCUCGCCGGCGCCUCCGGCGCCGCUGAAGCUGGCCCCGGCGCUGGAGUUUCUUUUUAAGUUGACGGUGGACACGCUGGGGAGAGCGCUGUUGGGCGACCUCUUUGGUAAAGCAUCGACCGAGCCGACGUCGAGCGCUAGCGCCGCGGCAAAGGAAUCUGCCGGUGUUGGCGCCGCGGUGUCGGAAGCGCCGACUCGUGCGCCUGCCGGCAACGACCUCCCGCUGAGCACCAUGCCCCAAACGCCCAACUGCCGCGACUACAUGUUCUCGUCGCGGUUCACCCCGCUCUCGCCGGGGCUCGGGCUCUCGCUCACUCCCCAGUUCAGCCAGUACAUGUUGCUGAUGCUUGGGCUGCCGCGGCUCGACGAUCACUUUGUCGGCGACGCCCUCGGCGCGUUGCCGGAACACGCCGCUGCCGACGACGCUGUCGGCGACGCUGGCGACGCCCGCUCGGCGCUCAAGCGCAUGGUCUACGACAAAUAG